Molecule: messenger RNA, 1116 nt
Organism: Penicillium manginii
Lineage: Eukaryota; Fungi; Ascomycota; Eurotiomycetes; Eurotiales; Aspergillaceae
Product: putative transcriptional regulator
Exons: 2
Coding region: 1-1116 (371 amino acids)
Cellular component (GO): nucleus
Source: RefSeq, a predicted model, not a curated record
AUGGCACCUAAAUAUGCGCUUUCGGACUCGGAGUCCGAGCCCGAAGCUGAUACACCCAAUGUGCCCUCCGACGCAACAUUGGAACAAGCGCUGCGCGACGAGGUUACCUGCCGUUGGGAAUCUGGCAGACAGGAGGAAAUCACCGUGAAGCGAGUGCGAUUGGCCGUUGAGGAGGAGCUGAAGCUCGAGGGAGGAUUUUUUAGGACAACAGGCGAUUGGAAAGCAAAGAGUGAAGAGAUUAUCAGAGACCAAGUGGUGAGACUUUUACAAUUAUCUUCUGGGUUAUAUCAUUUGGAUUGUGACGAUGAACUAAUUUGCGGGAUGGCGACACAGCACCAACAAGAAGAAGCAGGAGAAGACGAAGCACCCGAACCAGCGAAACCCGAAUCACCUCCUCGGCUUAAAAAGUCCGCACCCAAGCGGCCCAAAUCCGAUACUGCACCGCAGCCGCGCAAGCGCCAAAAGACAGAAACUCCCGCUUCGGAGGAAGACGAGGGAGACGAGGAACCUGUGCUAUCAGGGGAUAAUAGUGAGGAAGAUGUCCCUGAACCUAAGAAGCGCACCACGGCACCGGUAAAGAAAACCAAGGCCAAACCGGCCAAGGAAGCUUCCCCCGAAGCAUCAGAUCCACCUGACGAAGAACUCAAGUCUACGGAAACCAACGAGGAAGUUACCAAGGAUGAUUCAGGGAGUGAAAUGUCCGUUGUCUUUGACGAAGAGCCAAAGCCAGCACCCAAGCGCCAAAAGACGACCGGGGCACCAAAGGAGAAGAAAAAGGCAGCCCCCAAGGCGAAGGAUGACGAUGCGGACCCGGACCAAGCAGAGAUCAAGCGGCUUCAGGGUUGGCUAGUCAAGUGUGGGAUUCGUAAAAUGUGGUGGCGGAUGUUGGAGGAUGCCGGGAUGAAGGGCCGAUAUUCCUUGGAUAAGGCUCGGCAGAUCCGGGAUGAGCGCGAGCUUAAGGCAGAUCUGGAGCAGAUUCAACAAGGAGCGAAAGACUGGGGUAAAACCAGUGGGGAUGAAGGAGAGGGUGGCGAGGGUGAAGUUCCUCAACGCCGGGCAGCUCGAGGUCGACAGGCGCUGGCAUUUUUGGAAAGCGAUGGCGAGGAAACCGAUUGA